ACCUUCGCAAAGCCUUCUAAUACUCAAUAUCAAACUUCAUUGCAAAAUUAACAUUUGUUAUUGUUUUCAAGAUAUUAAGUAUCUGCAGACGCGCGCAGCGUGUUACUGCCGAUGAGGAGUGGAGUUAUAUUCGCUAUUUGGAAUAUAUUGGCUCUUACUUUCGCGACUACUUAAAUAAUAAAUUAAGCCAUGAUGAGGGAGUCGGCUCAUGAAAUAAACAUGGAUACGUGGAAGCAAUGGAUCCUCGAGGCCAUAUCGAAAAUCAGGUCCCAGAAGCAGAGGCCCUCCGUGCAGCGGAUCUGCCAGGCGAUCGGCACGCACCACAAGUUCCACGAGGACAUUGUGGCCGAGAAACUGGAGAAGGCAGUCGAGUCCGGAGCUGUGAUCAAGGUGUACAAUAAGGGCCUGCAUUCGUAUAAGGCGCCGAUGGCCAAGCGACGCGUCAAGGUGGACAAGAACACCAAUCUAUACAAGUUAGUGGCCAAGGCGGUGCACGAUUUGGGCGAGUGCGAGGGAUCCACCAUUAAGAGUAUUGAGAACUACAUACAAAAGUUCAACUGCAUCGACCUGUCGCCCAAUGUCGACUUCAAGGCAGUGAUCAAGGCUUCUAUAAAGAAGGCCGUAGACGCUGGUUUUCUGAUCCAAGAGGGAAAGCUCUACAAGAAGGGCAAGUCACUGACCACGCCGCGGAAAUGUGCCCCGCCCUCGGACGUGGUCAUAAAGGGCGAGGAGAGCUGCACACACUGCUCUGGCAAUGCGCAGAAGAACCUGAACGGCAUCCCCGAGCCGCUAAGCUCGUGUAAACAGUGCGGCAUAUCGCUGCACACCACCUGCGCCAAUAUCGCGGGCAGGUGCAAGUCUCAGUCGUAUGUCCUGCUCUAUAUGCUCGUCACCAAGGGCACGAACUGGGACUGCCAGAACUGCGCCGAUUGCGCCGUUUGCAAAAUGCGCAACCGUGGGCCCUGUCUGCUGCAGUGCUUCGUAUGCAAGGACCACUUUCACUUGACGUGCCUCGACACGAUACCGGACAAGAAGCCCAAGCAUCCAUACAGGUGUAAAACGUGCUCCAAACAAAGCAUAGACAAUCCCAAGUUGCUUAAAAGAGACAACAAUUCAAGGAUUAAAAUGGAGGUUGGAAACGAGAGGAUGACUGCCUCCUCCGAUAGGUAUUCCCAAAAUAAGCGGCAGAUAAUUAAGAAGGAGGGCAACUCCGAUAGUCCGUCGACCUCAAAACUAUGCGUUUACAAUGACGGCGGCAACGGUCAGAGGAGAAAAAUGGCCGCGGGCUUGAACUCGAGGAAACUGAAUCACAGCGAGGAUCAGUUCGAGUUCCCGGGUAAGCAGAAGCGGUCACAUAUAGUACAGGGAGGCUACUUGGCUAGCCAGGAGACUCGAAAGCGCACCUUCUCCGAUCUAUCAUCCUCGAGUUCGUCCAGUGAUAGCGAAGAUGACGACGAUGAGGACGACGAGCGGAACAAUAGGGGCUGCGAUGACAACGAUCAGGACGAGAGCACAUCCUCCGAUUCGUGCACGUCGUCCAGCUCAGACUCUGACUCCAGCGAGAGUUCCAGUGACAGCUCGGAGUGUGAUGACGAGAACGACGAGGAAGACUACGACACCGAUCGCAGCACGCUCAAGGGUAAAAUGUUUGAGAACGAGAAGCAGAGCUGCGCGAAACUGAAUGCCACAAACGCAGGACUAAGUUCACCGGACAGCAAUGAUGCGACGGCUGGCGGUGAGAACAACUGGGGCUUUGCGGCUGUGGCCAAGAAUCCGAUUGACAUAUUUGUGAAGUCAAAAAACAGUAGCAAAGGCAUGGGCUUUGCCAGCUCACCAGCACAUAAUCGAAGUCAAAGAGGCACGCCAGCAGCGACUUCGAAUACCACAUCCACAGCCACAGCCGCAGCUGCAGCCAGUGUUAUUAGCAUUAGGCACAGACAAGGAGCCAACAAUGGGCAAAAGAAGAAGAUUGUUCCCCUGAAGAGCAUGCCUUUGGAGGUGGGAAAGUCGUACGAAAAGGGCGACGAAGAUGACAUUCCAUAUCUUACCGAAGAGACAGUAAUGAAGGUACAACUGCUGGAGGAGAUCGAGCGGAGCAGGGAGUCCAAGAACGAGGCCGACGCUGAAAAGCCAGAAAGCCAUAACGAUGAGGAUUUAAUUGCGAAGCGAGCCAAUCCCUUUGAAAAUCAACCCCUGCCGCCGGGCGUUACUGCAACAGACGUGGAGCUAUAUCAAGAGGUUCUCCACAAAGCGGUCGUUCAGAUGUCCAACAACCACAUAGAGAAACUGGUUGACGAUGUCGGUCGAAAGCCAGGACAGAAUACCCAAAGUCCCAAGUCAAUUCAAAUUGGAAAAUGGGACAUUGAGACCUGGUACUCCAGUCCCUUUCCCCAGGAGUAUGCCCGGCUCAUGAAGCUUUUUCUGUGCGAGUUCUGCCUGAAGUACACCAAGAGUCGCUCGGUGCUGGACAGGCAUCAGAACAAGUGCAUUUGGAAGCAGCCGCCUGGCACUGAGAUAUUCCGGCAGGGAAAUAUAUCCGUGUUCGAGGUUGAUGGCAAUGUGAACAAGAUCUAUUGCCAGAACCUGUGCCUGCUGGCCAAGUUCUUUCUCGACCACAAAACGCUCUACUACGACGUGGAGCCCUUUCUGUUCUACAUUCUAACAAAGAACGAUCAGAGCGGCUGCCAUCUCGUGGGCUACUUUUCCAAGGAGAAGCACUGCACGCAAAAGUACAAUGUGUCCUGCAUUCUGACGAUGCCACAGUACCAACGGCAGGGCUACGGCCGGUUUCUGAUCGACUUCAGUUACCUGCUGAGUCGUGAGGAGGGGCAGCUGGGAACGCCGGAGAAGCCGCUCUCCGACUUGGGGCGUCUCUCCUACUUCUCCUACUGGAAGUCCGUCGUGCUAGAGUACUUGUACAAAUACCGCAAUCAGCCGAAGAUCACCUUCAAGGACAUUGCCAUCAAGACCGGUCUGGCUAUAUCCGACAUAGCCCUGGCCUUUGAGCUGCUCAACUUCAUCAAGCUGAGAAAGAACGACGGCGACAUUCGGUAUCAAAUCAAUGUGAAAAUAGACUGGAAGAAGGUGGUGGCUCAUCACAACAAAAUGGCUAAUAGCAAGACUCGAAUAAUCAUCGAAGCCGACUGCUUGCGCUGGAGCCCCUUGCUGUCCGUGUCCAAGCUACCCAACAUAAUAAAACCCAUCUCGAAUCGCGAAUAUUUGAACAAUCAAAUAGAGCGAAAGGCCGACUUCAAGGAGAAUGCCGAGGAAAACAAGCAGCCUGUCCUACCGGUCAUUCCAAAGGCGAGCCAGCAAGAGUGCGGCGAAGCUGCUCCGGCCAAGAAUCGUGUACCGAGCUCUGAAAAACCAGUUGAGGAGCGCGAGGGCCAGCGAAAGCGUGCCUGCCCGGAAGAGUUUCUUAGGUCAGCAGUGAGUGAAUCGAAGAAAUCCAAGAUGGUGAUGACUGCAGUGCAGCCGACCCCAGAAGAUCAGUCGUUUGCUGAGCACUCAUCCGACUCAUCCGAUGGGAAAUCCUCGAAGGAACUCUCCGAACACUUGACCAAACGUGCCCAGAGAUUGGCCAAGCGCAACGAUGUCAUUCCGCACACCAACAAGCGGAAACACUUCGACCGACCGCUGGAGACUAGUGGCACUGCAUCCGAUCAGAAUCCGGCGCCCAUGCAAAGGCAGUCGGAGACAGCAGCAGAUGCAGAGGAAACUGAAGCCAAAACGUCGGAAGACUCUGCUGCUGCUACUACUGCUGCCAGGGAGGUUAGCAAAUCGUCAUUGCACGUUGAUAAGAAGGUGAAUAUUGUGCCCAAACUGAGGGGCAAGCAGUCGAACGGCAAGCGAUCCAGCGAGGACUUGCACUUCAACGGCAAUGCCUCAGCGGAAAACACGGAAAAUAACAGCAGUAGUCCGGCCAAAGAACCCCCUAGAGAAUCUAUCAAAGUGGCCACAGUUGAGAGUCCUAUUAAGAGCCAAACUUGUGCCAAAGCAGAGACUCCAGCUGAGGCAAGCAGCAUCACCGAACAAGUGCUCGAUGCCGUGGCGAAGAAAACAAAGAAAACUGUUUUCUCGGACGCUAUUACGUCGUACAACGCGGAAGAGGUCAAGUAUAAGGACAAGCUCGAGGUUACCGCUCAAGAGGUGGUGGAAACUGUCAAGGACAUUAAGGAAGUACAACCAGAAAGCAAACCUAAGCCCAAGAGUCCCGAGAAAGCGCAGCCCGCCGUCGUGCUUGCCACACAGCCUGCUCUCGAGCAGCUUCCGAUUCCUGUGAACACGGAAAAUAUCAAAAAGUCACCGGAUCAACAGAAAGUGGAGAUAAAUCUGAACUACCUUAAGUCAUCGCCAGAUUCAUCGGUUACGCCGCCAGCAGCAGUGCCAGUGCAGGAUGCUCCGUCUUCCAGUGUCCCAGUCCCAGUCCCAGUCCAGCUUGAAAAGCCCAAUGAGGCUGUGCUGCCCGCUCAGCCCCUAGAGGGGGCUCAGGCUCAACAGAAGCCGGUGGAAGUAGAAAAGGCAAAGAAAACGGAAACCGCUGCCACUCCAAUCAAUCCGCCUCCCAAUCAUCGGGCAGAAGUCCCUUCUACAUUGGAGAUGCCCAAGGCCCAACCAAAGGCGCUGGAAAAGACAGAGCUGCCUCCGCCUAUGACCGACAUCAAGGAGAAGGCAAUCAAGAAGGCAGUGACACCUCCAGUUGUGAAACCUGAGAUCAACAACGGCGACAAGAAGUACGAUGCCAGCAAGGCGAUGAAAGUGUCUGUGCCCGAGAAAGAGCCCAUCAAGACAGACCAUCAGUUGGUGCAAGUCAAGGAGGAGGAGGUCAAGUCGAGUGCACGCAUGCCUGCGGCAGUGCAUCCCAUCCGAGAGAAGAUGCAGCUGAAGGGCAGCAACGAGCACGCCGCCACCGCCGCCGCUGCCCAGCUGCAGAACUCGAUUCCCUCCCAGUUCCCCAACCUCAACCAAAUGCCCAACUACCAUUCCUCGCAGUACUGGCAGUGGGACUACUACAGCUACAACCUGUCGCACCUAGACCCCGCCACGCAGAAGGGCCAGAAGCAGUUCCACAAGGAUCUGGCCACCACCAUGGCGUACACGCACAACUUUACGCAGAACCUCUACCAGUCCGCCAACCUGGCCAUGCAGCAUGCCCACCAUCAUCAGAUGCACCAGACCAAGGAGAAGCACAAGGUGGAACGCAAGAGUGGCGGCAAGAAGGACGAGCACCAAGCAUCCAAGGUGGUGCCAAGCGGCGUGAAUGCGGUCAGCGCCUCUCGCGAGGAUGCCCAUGUCCAGCACUGCAAUGAGUAUGCGGCCAACAACCAGGCGGCGGCCAUUUACAAUCAGAAAUGUGCCGCUGCUGCUGCUGCGUCCCAGCAGAAGCAGGCGCAGGCGCAGCAGAUGAAAUCCCUGGCCAAUGCCCAGAACUCAGUGCCACGGCAGAGCAAUGCCAAUUCGGCUGAAACGACGGUCCUAAUGCCCAACCCGGGGACCGUGGCUGCCAAGCAAAAAGCCGAGCACGGCGUCAAUCCCACAACUGUCAUUUCGCGCGAGCCAAAUCUGAAUAAGAUUGGCCAGCAUCCCAACAUACAGCACGCUCCGCCAAGCCAGCAUCCCAACCUGCAGGGCGGUGGCCAGAGCGAUGUCAAUCCGAAUUUGGUGUACAACACAGAGCCGUCGGCGAAUGCGGCCAUGCAGCAGCACUACGAUUGCGGGAUCAAUGCGCAGAUAAACAUGGAAUCGCCGGCCAACAUAGGCAGCGCCAUUUCCCACGGCUCCCAGGAGAUUGCUGCCACCGCCAACGUGCAUAUGCAUCAGCCGCACCGGCAGUUCUCCGAUUGUUCCAUGCAGAACCAGCCAGUCACCACGCCCAUGCACAUGUCCAUCCAGAACUCGCACAUGCAGCAGCAGCAGAACAGUCUGAAUAUGAAUCUGUCAGCGGAGUCCUCGGCGAAUAUUAAUCUGCUUAACAAUCCGCAGCAUCAGCAGCAUCAGGCCAGGAAGUUGAAUGCUCAGGCGGACAUUGCGGUCAGUUCACCGACGACUCCCUCGCACAGGGCCACCACGCCCAAGCAGAUUCGCAGCGGAAAUACUGCCCAGCAGCAGCGGGAUUCCAAGAACGCGGCGCCGCCCACAACCACAUCGAAUACUCAUCAUCAGAUUCCGCAGGGAGGCGGAGGCGGAGCCACUGCAAAUAUUUCCAAGUCACACCAGGAGUCGCUGCAUAAUCUACAGUUCUCGCAGCACGGUGGCCACCAGCAGAAUAUGCAGACCAUCGACUAUGUCCCGAUUCCGCAGCUCAGCCAGAACUUCUCGGCCAAUCCCACGAACUAUGACAUCGUGAGCAUGCCGGCGGUGAUCCAGCAGCGGAUGCACUCGCUCCCCAACACCCAUCAGCGCAUCGAGCAGCCGUCGUCGGCGUGCGCCGUGAACAAUUUCUAUUUGCAAAACAACAUGCCUGCCGCCACAGAGAAUGCCCCGCGGGUGCCAGUAUCCAGCUCUUUGGGUGGUCCGCCUACAUCCGGCAAUGAUCAACAACGGCAGGCGGGGGGUCAGGACUCGAUAUCGGCAGCCGUCAACAGCACGGGCACCACUGCCUCUCUGUGCAGCCUGUCCAAGCUGCAGCAGCUGACGAAUUGCCUAGAGAGCCAGCCAUGCAACACGUCGCCGGGAGCGCAAGUGAAUCUGGCGCCCUCGCCGCACCAUCCCAUUCCACCCAACUCGAUGACUCCGCCGCCGCACCUGCUCAUGCAGAACAGGAACAUCUCCACGCCGCCGCAUGCCAACAUGCUGCAGACCCAGGUGGCGCCGCUGCAGUACCACAAGUACUAUCCGAUUACGUCUGCCCAGAACACGAGCAGGAACACGGCUCGCAACACCCCCUCCGCCCCCGUGCAGCACACCUCGGCGCCCAUGGGCAGCGGUGGCAGUAACAAUCGCACUACCACCAACGUCCACAUCAGUCCCAACCUGAUGGCCCCAUACGGAGCCAUUAAUAGCUACCGCAUGUCGCCGCAGCAAUCGCCGCCCACUGGGAGCUAUAGCUCGGGAAGCGAUUACCCCAACUCGCAGAUACCGAUGCAGAUGAUGAAUAUGCAAUCUCAGUACCAGGAUGCAUGCGUGCUGCAGCGAGGCACUCCCUCCAAUCCAAUGUAUCCCACGUAUUCCCCCUAUUUGCCUCUCAACGGUUCUAUUCGCAGAUAAUAGAUGCGCACAUUUUAUAUGUUAUUGUAUUGAGUAUGAUUUGUAUAUAUGAAUGUGUGCUGUAAAUAAAUAUUCUAUAUUAUAA
Molecule: messenger RNA, 7291 nt
Organism: Drosophila kikkawai
Lineage: Eukaryota; Metazoa; Arthropoda; Insecta; Diptera; Drosophilidae
Gene: enok
Product: enoki mushroom
Biological process (GO): nucleosome assembly; positive regulation of transcription by RNA polymerase II; negative regulation of DNA-templated transcription
Cellular component (GO): chromatin; nucleosome; MOZ/MORF histone acetyltransferase complex
Molecular function (GO): histone acetyltransferase activity; DNA binding; transcription coregulator activity
Source: RefSeq, a predicted model, not a curated record